Brassica napus (rape) is the source of this 6919-nucleotide messenger RNA. RefSeq names its product probable E3 ubiquitin ligase SUD1. NCBI's taxonomy places the organism in Eukaryota, Viridiplantae, Streptophyta, Magnoliopsida, Brassicales, Brassicaceae. The transcript has 9 exons. Bases 1143 to 3755 code for a protein of 870 amino acids. Gene Ontology annotation, cellular component: endoplasmic reticulum membrane. Gene Ontology annotation, molecular function: zinc ion binding. The record is from RefSeq and is a predicted model, not a curated record.
AUCAAAUCAUUAUUAUUCAUAGUUAUUAAUUGUCAUAUAUAUAUAUUAAUCAUAUUAGGUGAUUCUGUAGCUUUUAUUUAAGGAAAUAAUAUAUUUUUUUAUAUUUUGGAUUAAUAUAAUGUUCACUAGUAAUUGGAUUUGGACCAAUAUUUUUUUAAUUGAUUCUUAAAUUGUCACGUAAGCUAAAUUGACAUCCUAUUAAGUGACACCUAAGCAGAAUCUCUUUUUAAUUAGUACAAUCUUAAGGUUACAACUUUUUAAUUGAUCCUCAAUUAAUAUAUAGAGGAUAAUUAAGGUUAUAACAUUUUAAAUGAUCCUUAAUUAAUAUAUAGGAGAUUAGAUAAUUAAAAUUAAUUAAAACCAGAAAAUAAAACUAAUGAAAAAACAUAAUUGAGAUCUAGAGAGGUUAUGGAAAGUUCUGUUUUGGGAUACUCUUCCAUAAUCUCUCAUUUUUCUUUUUCCUCCACAAAUAUAUAAGUUGGUAGAAACUUAUCCUCAUCUUUGGGAUGAUAUGUAUUUUUCUACUAAUCUGCAUAAUUAACGAUAAAUUACAUUAUCUAAGACUAGAGCAUUUAUUUUAGAGAAUUUCCUUAGAAUAGUCAUUUUUAAGUUUUUGUCGCAAAAAUAGUACUCAGUGAGAAAAAUGACCAAAAUAAGUUUUAUUAAAGGAAAAAAGUACAUUUUAUCAAAAUUUUCAAAAUAAAAAAAAUCUAUUUUGAUCAUUUUCUUUUUUGCAUGCUAUUUUUGUGACAAAAAGUUAAAAAGUGUUAUUUGAUAAAAUUACCUAGAUUUUAAGAUGUUAAAACAUCGACCAAUCUUUGAUAAAACCAUCGAACUAAAUAAACUUUUUUUUGAAAAAAAAUUGAACUAAAUAAACUUCCACAAUACAACAUAAUAUAUUUUAUUCUUACUUUUUAUUUUUUAACCAAAAUAUAUAGUUUUCUUAACUAAAAUUUUGGAUUCAUAUUGUAUUUAGAGGAAAACAAAAAAUCAAAAGACACAAAUAAUUUUGCCUUGCCGAGCAAGGUCGUAGUACGAAAAUACAAAUUUCUUUUGAUUUUUUUAUUUUUUCGAGGUAAGUAUAACCUCUUCUCCCUUUUUAUCCUUUGCUACGAGGGUUCAGGCGUCUCCCAUACAUCACCAUGGCUCAAGCAACUGCGAUGGCAAGGUACAUUGAUGAUGAACAAGAAGAUGAUGAGGACGUUUGCAGAAUCUGCAGAACUCCAAGGGAUGCAGACAAUCCACUUCAAUAUCCAAGCGCCUGCAGGGGAAGCAUCAAGUUUGUGCACCAAGAUUGCCUCCUUCAAUGGCUUAGCUACUCCAAAGCUCAUCGAUGCGAGGUUUACAAGCAUCAUUUUUCAUUCUCAUCGCUUUAUGAUGAAAAGGCUCCCACGAGGCUCCCUUUGAAGGAGUUUGUUGUUGGCAUUGCGAUGAAAGUUUGGCGUUGCCGUGUUUCGCACGCCUCACUGCGGUUGAGUUUAAUGCUUUUGGCCUGUCUUCUCACUGUUUCUUUCAUCACGUUUUGGACAUGGAGAUUGGCUUUCGUCCAGAGUUUUGGUGAAGCUCGGAGGCUGUUCUUAAGUCACAUGUCCACCGUACUUGUCCUAACAGAUUGUUUGCUUGGUUUCUUAGUAUCUGCAACUAUCAUCUUCAUUCUCCUUAAAGCUGCUUCACUGAGGAACUUCUUUAGGCAUUUGGGAAGAAACUUUCUAUUUAACGAGCUGGUUCGAAUACAGAGUCCUCUGUUUCGCUUGGUCAUCUUUUGGUUCAGUGUUACACAUCGGUUCUCUCAUUUAAAAUCUUAUAUGCAGAUUGUGGCAUGCAAUAUGAUAUUUGUUGGUGUUGUCAUCUUUGUGCCCUUCACACUAGGACGGGUUAUAUUGCAUCAUGUUGCUGCUGCUGAUCUCUUGAAAGGUUUUGUUGCUGUACCAUCAAAGCUAUAUGAUGAUGUUACAACUCUAACUGUUGCAAACAUGUUUGCAGUCUUCCUUUACCUUGGAAUCAUUGUGCUGAUUCGAUAUUUCAAGGGCCAGCAGCCAUUGAACUUUGAUAGACUCUAUGGUGUUGCUGCUGCUUCAAUAAUAGAAACUAUACCACCUCUCCUUAGGCAGUUGUUGGUAGGAAUCAAAGUAGGAACCUUGGUUGCCUAUUAUUUUGGGGUCUUCCCCUUGAUGUGUGGGUGGUGGCUAGAUGUUUGCACAGUUAGUAUGUUUGGUGAAACUAUGUCCAACAGAGUAGAGUUUUUAUCAGUUUCCCCGCUUGCACGCUCACUUGUUCAUUGGGCUGUUGGAGUGUUGUACUUGUCGAAAAUAUGCAUAUGCGAGGACCUUCUUCUAAAGGUUCUUCGCCGUGAAGCUUUGUUUUUCCUUUAUGAUCCCAAAGAUGAUGAUGAUGUUGAGUCGUUCCAGUUCAUGAUCGAAGAACCAGUACACAAACUUGCUCGGGAUGUUUUGUUAGAUGCUGCAAAGUAUGGGAGUUUGAUUGUCUUGCUGGUGUUUUUACCAGUCAAGCUUGCGAUCAUGAUGGCUCCUUCAGUCUUCCCUCUUGACAUAUCUGUAUCCGACCCAUUCACUGAGAUUCCUGUCGGCAUUCUCCUGUUUACAAUAUGCACACAGUUUAUCAUCGAGCAUUUCGGACUCUGGACCACGGUUAAGUCCCUUGUACGCUGCUGGUUCACCAGCGUCUGUUGGGCGCUUGGUUUGACAGACUUACUCUUGCCAAGACCAGAGGACAAGGUCGGUCAGGAUAAUGGAGAUGGUGAACCAGGAAGGCAGAACAGAGGACCUGAAAGGGCCAUGGAUGUGCUUCCAGCAACUGUUGACCCAAACAGAAGCCUCGUCCUCGCUGGGAAUGUAGAAAAAUCUCAUUCAGGGUACAUCUUUGUGCUCCGUGUAGUCCUUCUUCUACUUGCUGCAUGGGUUACUCUUCUUCUCUUCAAUACGGCAUUGAUAGUUGUACCAGUUUCUCUAGGACGUGCUCUAUUUAAUGCCAUCCCAAUUCUCCCUAUAACGCAUGGCAUCAAGUGCAAUGACCUAUAUGGUUUUGUCAUUGGCACAUAUGCCUUUUGGAUUAUCAUAUCUGGGACCAUGUAUGCUACCGAGCAUUUGAAGUCAGAAAGGACUUCAGUCUUGCUCAACCAAAUAUGGAGAUGGUGUGGGAUUGUCUUCAAGAGCUCGGUCCUGUUAGCCAUAUGGAUUUUUAUCAUUCCAGUGCUGAUAGGACUUGUGCUUGAGCUAUUGGUGAUUGUCCCAAUGAGAGUCCCAGUAGAUGAAACUCCUGUCUUCCUCCUGUAUCAAGACUGGGCUCUUGGCUUCAUCUUUUUGAAAAUCUGGACAACAUUGAUAAUAUUGCUGGAUGAUAGUUGGAAAGCAAAGUUUGAGAGAGUAGAAGAAGAUGGAUUCUCAAGGCUUCAAGGGUUAUGGGUGCUUAAAGAGAUUGUAUCUCCUAUCCUGAUGAAACUUCUGACAGCAUUAUGUGUGCCUUAUGUCCUGGCGAAGGGAGUGUUCCCCAUGCUCGGAUGUCCACUGGUUGUGAACUCCGCCGUCUACAGGUUCGCUUGGAUAGGUUGCCUCUCUGCGAGUUUCUUCUUUUCUUGUGCAAAGAGAUGUCAUGUCUGGUUCAUAAACCUUCAUAACUCUAUCCGUGAUGACCGUUAUCUCGUUGGUCGGAGACUCCUUAACUUUGAGGAAGCUGCUUUGGCUAAACGAAAAAGCAGUGCCAGUGAGGAUGAUGGUGAGGGAGAUGGUGAUACUUGACUUAGACGUGCAAUCUGCCAAUCUAACAAGAAGCGUAGAAAGAAUAUUGUUCUCGUAAAUGUAUAUUACUAGACUAAUUUGUGUAAUGAUAUUAUGAUACAGUAACAGCAUCAAUAUAAAGCAUUAGUAUUCUAAGAGCACCAUUAACCCAAGAUCUAAAUUAGGGGUGCUUAUGGUUUUUUUAAUUAUUUUUAGUUGUAAAAGUGAUUUAAGAAUCAAUGCUAAGAACCCCGAAUAUUUUCUUGCUCCAAUGGGAGGUUCUUAUUUUGGGAUUUUUUUAAAAAAAAAUUUGAAACAUUAUUUUUAUGAAAGAUGAAAUUUUUUUAUUCAAUAAAACAUAAUAAAAGAAAACAUUUAAAACAUAUAUUUUUAAAAAAACAUAAAAAUAAAGAUGAGUAAAACAAACGAGAAUAAUUUGAAAGAAGCAUCCGAACUCAGUUGUUGUCGUCAUCAUGUCCAAAUUUACUCCAUAUAUGUUCAACCAAAUCAGCUUUCAGUUGAUGAUGCAUUGGUGUAUCACGAAUUCUUGUUCGAACAUCCAUCAUAUUGGCGAUAUUUGAAGGCAUAUUUGAUAAAAAAUCGAAUGCAUACAAUCAAUGCUUCCUAUCAUCCCGGGAAAUCCACGAUGCUCUCCAACAUAAAGUAGACGUUGAAGAUCAGCCGGUGUUGGUCUUCUUAGGUAUUCAUCACAGAACAAAUCAAUUAUUCCUUCCACAAAAUUCUCCAAACAUGACUGAGAUGUAGUUUCACCGAGCCGGAGAUAUUCGUCGACCGUAUCAGCCGCAUUACCAUAUGCCAAGAGACGAAUGGCAGCUGUACACUUUUGAAGUGCUGAGAGACCAAGCCUGCCAAGACCAUCUGGCUUUUGGCGAAAGAAAUCAACUUCGUUGGAGAGUCGAUAAACAAUGCGCAUGAACAAUGGCUUGUUCAUUCUAAAACGUCGUCGGAAAUAAUUUUCAGGAUACGUUGGAGUCUCACUGAAAUAAUCAUUCCAUAAACGCACAUUAUUAUGCUUCACGAUUUCUUUCGAUAUAAGCUCGUUUUUUUCUUUUUUUCCUUCGUUCUUCUUGAUUACCAUUAAUGGUUAAUUUCUCAAAGGUUUGAUCAAAACAUCUCUCAAAGGCUUGAUCAAAACAUUCCUCAAAUUCAUCAUCUAGAGUGUUUUGAGAAGAAGAAGCCAUAUAUGGUAACUGAAAAGAAAAGAUGAGUAAAGAAUGAAACUUUGGGGUUUUAGAAUCAAGAGGGGUUGUGGGUGUUUUUUUUAAAUUCAAGAGUGAGGUUGUCGGAAGUGUUUAAAGAGAGAACAUGAUGUUUAAAAAGAGAAGAUUAUUGUUGGUUUAGAAGAAAGAACUUGAGACUAAAGAGAGAACUUGAGAAUGUCUUGCUUUGAUCUUUGGUUCGGUGAAACUUUGAGGAGAGAAAAUGAAUUGGUACUGAAGAAAGACAGAAGCAUGAAUACUUUAUAAUGUUUGAUGACACAAGUCUCGUGAAACCAAAUAAUAAUACAAGUCACAUGCAUACAAACGAGACUCUAGGUCCGUGAUAGAAAAUAACAAAAGUACAAUAGCAGAGAAACAAGAGUACAAACACAAUACAACCCAUGACAUUACAACCCGUGAGAAGCACAAACAUUAUAGCAUACAAACAAGAGACAAGAGUACAAGCACAAUACAACCCGUGACAGAAGGAUGCUCCAUUCAUUCACCUGACAACAAAAAGAAGAUACCGAACAUUAGAAACAUAUAUAUUAAACAAAAACUUAUGCAACAAGAUAAACUACAUAACUUAUGCAACAAAAACCACUUACACUAAUUAGACAUUAACUCAUCAAUGAGUUUCUUCUUCAAACCUUCUUCAUAAGCCGCAAGAGGUUCGGGUUUAGCAAUGAGACUGUCCAAUAACUUCAUCUUGGACAGCCUUUCUUUCAUGUCUAAAUCUUGCUUCUUGAUGCCCCACAUUGUCUGAAAAUUAGACAGGUCAUUCCCAUCAAGCACUGUCUUCUUAGACAUCCUUUCUUUGCUGCAUCUCUUUGCUGCCUUAACACCUUGAGGACGCUUUGUUCCUCCAUCAGCAGUAGCAGAAUGCUCCAUCAUCUCUGAAUCAUCCUCACACAUCCUCUUCUUGGAGCUUCCAUCUUUUUUAGCAGUAGACAAGGCGCACCACUUCUGGUCAUUACGCAAUUCUGUCCAAGCAUGCUCUAGAGUGAACUUUUUGUUAUGGUUGGUGAAGAAGAUUUCGUGUGCUAGCUUGAGGACAUCAUUCUCAUUUUGCCCACUCGUUUUCUGUCUGGUAGCUGCUUCAUAUGCACCGCAGAACUUGCAAACGAUGUCAUUGAUCUUCUGCCAACGAUUCUUGCAGUGAGAUGCCUCUCUCUUUUCACAGCCAGCAACCUUAGGACUAGCAUUGUAGUACGCAGCAAUUCUUGUCCAGAAUGCAAGCGACCUUUGCUCAUUCCCUAUUACUGCAUCUUUACUCGUGUUUAACCACGAGCUGAUGAGAACAAUAUCGUCUGUAGGCGUCCAGGUUCUUCUUUCUUUAUUACGACUGGCUUCAGCAAAGUGCAAAUCUUCGAUACCUUCAGUAGCUAAGAAGGGAACUUGUGUUGAAGAAACACUUUGUUGACUGUUAAGUAAAUCAACAAAGUUUGCAGACUCGGUAAAUGGAUGAAAAUCCAUUUCUUAAGUGAAAGAGGAGUUGGAACAAAAGCGUUUCAAUGAUGGAAAAAAGAAACAACAGAUAGGAAUCUGUUGGAGUUGGAAGAGAAAGAAAGAGUUUUAAAGAGGGAAGAGAGAAACAACACACUCGCAUUGAACACUCGCAUUGAACAAAUUUGACUUGACCCAUAUCUAACUGCUAUUAAUUACCAGCUCACAACCAUAAUCAACCACAAAGCAAGUAAUUUAUUAAUGUCAAUUCAUUUCUUUUUUACACCCAAAGUUUUAAAUUUGAACUCUUAAACAAUGGCAGAGUUUUAAAGAUGGAAAUCAAAUCAAGACUCAAAACUACCUAACUCAACCACACGCAAUCAUUUUCUCAAUUCAACCUCACUUCUAUUAAUUACCAACAUCAAUGCCAACUGACCAAAAUAUUUACUACCUAACUCAACCAUAAACUUUUCAAUGAACGAUUAAAAGAUGAGAAAGAAAUGUACAUGUAUUGCUCCA